AUGGCCAGCCACAUUGACAGCACCAAUCUGCCCGAGGGCGUGUUUUCCCUCUUGGACACCGACCUGUACAAACUGACUAUGCAAUGUUGCAUCCUCAAGUUCUUCCCCAACGUCUCCGUCACCUACAGCUUCACAAACCGCACGCCUGAUAAAAAGCUCAGCCGCGCAGCCUUCAAGUGGUUGCAAAUACAAGUGGGCAAGCUUGAACACAUCAGUGUCACCGACGAGGAGAUCGGCUUCCUCAAGACCCAUUGCACCUACCUCAACGACCAGUACCUCCAAUUUCUCUCAACCUUCCGGCUCAAGCCCUCCAAACAGCUCAGGCUCUCUUUUCAACCAGUCCACGACACAGGCUCAGACGAUGAUCGUGGCGAGUUUCACAUACACACCGAGGGACUGUGGCUAGACACGAUCCUCUACGAGAUCCCACUACUUGCGCUCGUCAGCGAAGCAUACUUCAAGUUUGUGGAGACAGACUGGAGUCAUGCGGGUCAAGUCGACAAGGCCUACCAGAAGGGCCGCAGUCUACUAGAAGGCGGCUGCAUAUUCUCAGAGUUUGGCACGAGGCGACGUCGCGACUACCAUACCCAGGACCUAGUCCUGCAGGGCUUGCGCAGGGCAGCAGACGAAGGCGCAAAGGCUGGCUGGACCGGAAAGCUGUCAGGAACGAGCAAUGUCCACUUCGCGAUGAAGCAUGGUCUUGUCCCCAUAGGCACAGUUGCGCAUGAAUGGUUCAUGGGUGUGGCCGCCAUCACGAACAACUACGAGAGCGCAAACGAGAUUGCCUUGGAAUACUGGACAGCGACGUUUGGCGCAGGUGUGCUGAGCAUCGCUCUCACCGACACAUUUGGCACCCCCACGUUCCUCAAGGCUUUCAAGAAACGGAUCCCUGCCGUGACGACUGCGAUACCUGGUGGUGGUACUACCAUGGCCUCUGCGUCUGCUACAACCGACAUAGACGCUGUACAAUCCAUGGCAUCAACCAAUCCGCCUAUUGAAGCGCCGCUGAAUGGCAAGCUAGAGUCGCAGAAGACGUAUGCCGAGGUCUUCACCGGCGUGCGACAAGAUUCUGGAGACCCUCUGGAGUUUGUUCGGAUGAUGCGUGAAUUCUACGACCAGCAAGGUAUCAAGGACAAGAAGACGAUUGUCUUCUCCGACUCGUUGAACCUCGAAUUGUGUUUCAAGUACAAGGCAGCAGCUGAAGAAGCUGGUUUCCAGCCAACCUUUGGUGUCGGAACCUUCUUAACGAAUGACUUUGUGGAGACGUCGAGCGGAAAGAAGUCGGUGCCACUGAACAUUGUCAUCAAGAUUGCAUCUGCAUCAGGCCGUCACGCGGUGAAGAUCAGCGACAAUAUUGGUAAGAACACGGGCGAUAAGGCGACAGUGGACGAAGUCAAACAGCGGCUAGGCUACACGGAAAAGUCGUGGGCAGGCGGAGACGAGAAGACACGCUGGGGCAGCAGCGAACAGGCAACCAGGGGAUGA
Plenodomus lingam JN3 is the source of this 1485-nucleotide messenger RNA. RefSeq lists its product as uncharacterized. Gene Ontology annotation, biological process: NAD+ biosynthetic process via the salvage pathway. The record is from RefSeq and is a predicted model, not a curated record. Lineage: Eukaryota; Fungi; Ascomycota; Dothideomycetes; Pleosporales; Leptosphaeriaceae. Gene Ontology annotation, molecular function: nicotinate phosphoribosyltransferase activity. Gene Ontology annotation, cellular component: cytosol.